GGUGAGGCAGACACAAAAAUCACGCCCAAGCUCGACCCGGCAGCCAUCCGCCACCAACACCCAACCCGCGAGCCCCUCCAGAUUACGCCCGCAUGUCUUGACGGCAUCGCCAGCCCUCGCAUGCGCACAUUUAACUCCGAGACACGUGCCACGCCGCGCUUGUCCGCACCCCCAGUCUCCGGCCGUCGCCCGACCGGCCCGCCAUGAGUGGACGGCUCGUUGCCGUCGGGGCCUUGGCCCCGGUGCGCCGCGCCGCUGUCCGCUACUACCACCGCCUGCCCACCGGCGGGCUCCAGCGUUCAGAUGCUGUCGUCCGUGCCACCCAGCGCCGUAUGUGGCUGUCCGGGAACGACUUCCACAACGCCGUCGCCGUUCGGAACGCCUCCUUCGCCCGCAUCAUCCCCAAACUGGUCUUCAAGUUUGCCAGGAUCCCCGCCCUCUUCGGCGGAGUGAUGAUCGGGGGUGCCGCUUGGGUCCAAUACCAGGCCAUCCAGGUGAGCAACUCGGCCUACGACAUGUACAAAAACACCAAAGACUCGGUAACGACGACCGCUGGCGGCCUGUGGGACGGGGCCCUGAAUAUCGCCGGACAGACGAAGCAGGGUUGGCAAAAUACAAAAGAGAGCUUGGAGAUGCCCGACUGGCUGCGGAACAUAAUGCGGGCAGACGAGGAGGGGGCCACCGGCAACGGCGGGCCUGAUCCCAACGGAGGCAGGGAGCCGCCCAAGCAGAGCCGGGCCGGCGGUGUUGCUGCCGCCGGAGCUAGCGCCGCUGCCUAUGGCUACGACCAGGCUUCCGAGAAGGACAACCGCACGCCCGAACAGGCGGCCAAGGAUGACCAGAUGAUGGUCCUGACCAAGAAGAUGAUCGAGAUCCGAAACAUGCUCCAGAAGGUCGGCCAGUCGAGCACACUAUCCCUCCCAUCCAUCGUCGUUAUCGGAUCUCAGUCUUCAGGAAAGAGCUCGGUCCUCGAGGCCAUCGUCGGGCACGAAUUUCUCCCCAAGGGCACCAAUAUGGUCACCCGCCGACCCAUAGAGUUGACGCUUGUCAACACUCCUGAUUCCGCGAUCGAGUACGGCGAGUUCCCCGAUCUCGGCCUCAGGAGAAUCACGGACUUCUCCUCCAUCCAGAGGACCUUGACGGAGCUCAACUUGGCUGUGCCCAACUCUGAGUGCGUCUCGGACGACCCCAUCCACCUAUCCAUCUACUCGCCCAACGUCCCGGAUCUCUCCUUGACCGACCUUCCCGGCUAUAUCCAGGUUGUGGGCCAGAACCAGCCGCUCGAGCUCAAGCAAAAGAUUUCGGAACUUUGCGACAAGUACAUCCAGCCGCCCAACGUGAUUCUGGCCAUAUCCGCCGCCGACGUCGAUCUGGCGAACUCGGCAGCGCUGCGGGCCAGCCGCCGCGUCGACCCCCGGGGAGAGCGCACCAUCGGUGUUGUCACCAAGAUGGACCUGGUCGAGCCCACACGGGGCUCCGCCAUCCUGAACGAUAUGCAGUAUCCCCUCCGCCUGGGCUAUGUCGGUGUCAUCUCCCGCGCCCCGCAGACGACCAGCCUCUUCAAGAAGGACGCGGGCGAUCUUUCGGCCAACAUCUCCAAGAACGAGCAGUCCUACUUCACGUCGCACCCGAUAGAGUUUGGUCCCGACGCUGGCGUCCACGUCGGCACCACCACUCUGCGUAAGAAGCUCAUGAAUGUGCUGGAGCAAACCAUGUCAGCCAGCCUGCAGGGCACUAGUCAGGCGAUCCGCCAGGAGCUCGAGGAGGCGACGUACGAAUUCAAGGUUCAGUACAACGACCGGCCGCUGUCGGCCGAGUCGUAUCUGGCCGAGAGCCUGGACGCCUUCAAGCACUCGUUCAAGCGAUUCACCGAGGAGUUUGGUCGCCCGCAGAUGCACGAGCUGCUCAAGAACGAGUUGGACCAGCGUGUCCUGGACCUCCUGGCCCAGCGGUACUGGAACAAGCCCAUCACGGACCUCUCGCCGCCGCCGCCGGGCCUGGAGAACCUGGCGGACCUGCCCAAGGCGGACCCGGAGUCUCUGUACUGGCACCGGCAGCUGGAUGCCUGCACGUCCGGGCUCACCAAGCUGGGCGUUGGCCGGCUUGCCACAACGGUGGUGGCCAACAGCAUCCAGGCGCGCAUCGACGGUCUCAUCGGGCAGUCGACUUUUGUCAACCACCCCUUUGCCCGGCAGGCCAUCACGGAGGCGGCGUCUGGAAUCCUGAAUGACCGCUUCUACAGCACGAGCGACCAGGUCGAAAACUGUAUCAAGCCCUACAAAUUCGAGAUUGAUAUGGAGGAGCGCGAGUGGAACCAUGGCCGCGAGCACGUCGCCGGCGUUCUCAAGAGCGAGCUCGAGGCAUGCCAGAACGCCAUGAAGAACCUCGAGAACUCGGUCGGCGGCAGGCGCAAGCUCAAGGAGGUCACCAACUUCGUCGAGAAGGCUAGGCGCGGCGACGUCGUCGUCGAGGGCCAGGGUGCAAGUGGGGCCGGCGGCUUCAGUGCUGCUCUGCUUCAGAAAGGCCGAGAAGCCGUUUUCCUUCGCACUAGGGCCGACAUGAUCAACAUGCGGCUGAUUGCGGUCAAGUCCAAGCAGUGCAAGAGCAUGGACAACAAGUACUACUGCCCAGAGGUGUUCCUGGACGCGGUGGCAAGCAAGCUCGCGUCGACGGCGGUGCUCUUCCUCAACGUCGAGCUGCUGUCGGAAUUUAACUACAACUUCCCGCGCGAGCUCGACACCAGGCUCGGCCGCCACCUGUCGCAGGAGCAGAUCGAUAAGUUCGCCAAGGAGGACCCGAAGAUCCGGAGGCACCUCGACGUCAUCCAGCGCAAGGAGCUCCUCGAGCUCGUGCUGGAGAAGAUGGAGAGCCUGCGCCAGCUCGAGGGCCGCGACCACCCCGGCGGUAUGGGCGGCCGGAGGUCGCAGGACAAGAAGAAGGGCUGGGGUCUGUUUUGAACAAGAGAAAAGGGGGAAACCAAACAAACUGAGGGAUGAAAGAGCAAACCCAGGUUAUGCCGAUUAUACGACUCGCUCACGACGGUUUUUUGAUCAACCACGCGGAGUUUUUGUGGGGUCUUGUUUUAUGCUUUUCUUUUUUGAUGAUUUAUACAGCUCUUGGAUGACUUGUUUACUCGACAAUGGUGGCAUUUUCUCAUUAGGGUGUCGAACCUAGCCUUUUUUUCACGUCAUCUCCACGUUGAGGAUGGUGGUGGUGUGAUUCUUGAACCUUUCCGGGCGGGGGGGCGCAUUGAGGGAAGUGUAGAGCUGGUUUUAUGUACAGAGUGCUAGAAUACCCUACUCGGUUCCAUGUAUUCCAUCCAUCGUUGGGCGGGUAGGUAGGUAGGUUGGUGGGGGAACUAAAAGCGACAGAAGAGAAAGUCUAAAGCAAGUUACACAAGGCAAGGCCCGGGUGCUCCAUUAAACACAAUACUCGAAUGCGCAAGCCCACACGGCGCAAAC
Gaeumannomyces tritici R3-111a-1 is the source of this 3461-nucleotide messenger RNA. RefSeq names its product mitochondrial dynamin GTPase. Lineage: Eukaryota; Fungi; Ascomycota; Sordariomycetes; Magnaporthales; Magnaporthaceae. Gene Ontology annotation, molecular function: GTPase activity; GTP binding; microtubule binding. The transcript has 3 exons. The coding region runs from base 204 to 2957 and encodes 917 amino acids. Gene Ontology annotation, cellular component: membrane; microtubule; cytoplasm. The record is from RefSeq and is a predicted model, not a curated record.